GGAAACAACUGGAAGGCAUCUGGCACACCUCCAUAGUUGUGCACAAGGAUGAGUUCUUCUUUGGCAGUGGUGGUAUCUCCAGCUGUCCCCCGGGAGGGACAUUGCUUGGGCCCCCAGACUCUGUGGUUGAUGUGGGGAACACAGAAGUCACAGAAGAAAUCUUUCUGGAGUACCUGUCCUCCCUGGGGGAGUCUCUGUUCCGAGGUGAGGCCUACAACCUCUUUGAGCACAACUGUAACACCUUCAGCAACGAAGUGGCACAGUUCCUGACCGGGCAGAAGAUUCCUUCUUACAUCACUGACCUUCCCGCUGAAGUUCUCUCCACGCCCUUCGGACAGGCCCUGCGGCCCCUCCUGGACUCAAUCCAGAUCCAGCCUCCCGGAGGGAGCACCGUGGGCCGACCCAAUGGCCAGAGCUAACAGGACUGCAUGGGACCGCCCUGCCUCACCAGGGUUUUCCUUUUUAAACAAAACAAACCCUACCAGAUUUCUAUUUUAUAAUUUUACAUCAGAGCUAACAACCAGGGGACGGCUUUUUAAAUUUCCCAGGGAAGGAGAUCAUCAGGCUGCAUGUAGGACAAUGCUGCUAAGAAACAGAACAAAUGCCACCCCUUCUAAUAGUAUUAUACUAAUUUAUUAAGGCUGUCUUGUCUGUGAGUUCACUUCUGACGCUGCUUCCUAAGCGUCCUCUACGCUGGAGAAAGGGGGUUUGUUUAAGCAGAAAGCAGGAAGCACAGUUUGGGGGAGCCCCAACCUAGAACCUCUUUCCAGAGAACACCCAUGCUCUAUCCAAGUUGCUGCCACCUGGGGGACCCAGGUGAGUUUUACCACAUCCAUGACCCAGAAGCAGUUACUCUCUAGCGUUAAAUGAACCAAAGGAGUUGGCGCACGUGGGACCAACCUAAAUAAACUCCUUAGCCACAAGCUCUCUCACCUUCUUUCCUCUACCCCAAGCAAGGCCACGGGGCCAGGCCUGGAGCAGCCAGAAGCCUCAGGAUCAAGGGAGAGUGACUGAAAGUGUCAGGCCAGAGGAAACAGAUAAAGCCAUUCCUCCUUCCUCCCAGGCUGAUUGCCAAACCUCUGACUUCACUUUUGGAGAACUGCCUUGCUGCCCACAGGCUGCUCUUCCUUGGCAAGGCUGACCUGUCAGAGUUAAAGGUCUGGGCUGGAGCGCCAGAGAGCUGGGCCCUUAUGUCUGCAAGUCACAAUGGAGGCUGUUUGCCGUCACUGUACCUGCCCCACCCAGACCAAUAUGCAGUAUUCUGCUAGGGACCAAGGGGAAGUGAUUCCCUGCUCCAGGAAAAUACACCAGAUGUGGAUGGGAUAACAGUGCAGAGCCAAGGUGGCAAGAAAGUUUAGAGCUGUUCCUGAUAGGGAUUUUUACAUUGUGCUAGAUGCGUUUUGAAGACACGUAUUGUUUCCAUUGUCAUUCUGACUUUCAGGAAGCAUGGUUGGGGUCGUGCUUGGGCAUUUUCCUAAUGAGCUGCUGCUAGGAGCUUAUAGGCAGGGAGCAAUCUGGAACUUAUCUAGAGAGGCUUGCAGAUUCCCUUUCUUCACAGGAGCCUCCCCUUAACUUAGUUUUGGGGGAAGUGAGGGUGGAGCGGGGACGCAGAGCUGCCAGGUACCUGAGUCCCAGCCCUGGUAUCCUUGGGCCCCUCCUGCUGCAGCUCUUGCCCUUCUCAGACUUGAAUUAUGUUCUCUUUCCUGGUGUUUGGCCGGCAGCCGGUGCCUUUUCUCUCCAAAAGCUGCUGCUCACCUCUGGCCUCCUCUCCUCCUGUCUCUGCUGUCAGCCGUAGCAGUUGGUGUCAUCAGGGUCUCAGCUAGAGGAAUAGAUAUCAUUCUGCCUUAGUGUCUACCUGUGACCUGGCCAGGGGCGUGUCCAUGAUGACUAGCUGUGAAGUCAAGUGACAUUUUGGAACUUAAGAUUGGAGGCCAAACUAAUGAGCAGUUUAAUUCUUCUCAAGACCCACUGAUUUGCCAGCAUGUGCGUGGUCAUAUGAUACAUUAGAGCAGAAACUAGCAGGGACGUAUUUACUGUUGACCAACUGGCAGAAUGGACCAUGGAGACUGGGUCUCGGGCUGGGAUUCUCCCAGGAAGGCAGCACAUUGGUUCAGGCCAUCGCUCUGCUUCCCACCUGGGUUUCCUUUCCAGCUUACCUUGCCCAGCCCUCUCCCUCUCUUCCAGGCUGUUGCUCCAGACCUCUCUGCUCAGAGCUCCAGCCAGAGGGUGCUGGGCAUCACAAGCUCCUCAUCUGUCUUCCCCCAGCUUCAGGCUCAGCGGGUUUCGCUCCUCCCAGCGGUCACCUCCAGACCCAGGGCUGUACUGAGAAGGCAGCCUAAGUGGCUCCUCUCAGAGACUGAGUUACUUGGUUCAUUGGAAGUCUCCUUCACACCCAGCAGCUAUCUGUGCCAAUUCCUGUGCCCUAGGGGUUUAUGGGGAGAGACGGAUCUGUAAGCUUCUCAGAGCCUCACAGAAAGGCAAGCUCUCCCUCCCACCCAGUCCCAAUGUUGCUAACUUUGGAAGCCCACGCUCAGGCUCGCCCCCCAACCCAUCCUCACAUUUCUGUCUCCCGGCACCUCAGGAGCAUGCUCACUGUGACUAGCUAGCUGCACACGGUGUGCGGGCAAGCAGAGGAGAAAUGAGCAUGCGUGUAACUAGCGCACAGCGGACACCUCCAUAGAGGUCCACUGGCUUAAAGGGACAGGGAGGAAGGAGAGAUGAGACCAUCACCCCCUCCCAGAAAUAAAGCUUGGACCUUUGAGAUUCCUUUUUGCCCUUGAAUUCAAACUGAUAACGGUGUCUAGUACGGAGGUGUUUGCUGGUUUUCCUUGGUGUUUUUCUAAUGCAAUAAACUCAUUUCUGCCUGCUGCA
Molecule: messenger RNA, 2871 nt
Organism: Hipposideros armiger (great roundleaf bat)
Lineage: Eukaryota; Metazoa; Chordata; Mammalia; Chiroptera; Hipposideridae
Gene: DESI1
Product: desumoylating isopeptidase 1
Exons: 5
Biological process (GO): protein modification by small protein removal
Molecular function (GO): peptidase activity
Source: RefSeq, a predicted model, not a curated record